GAGACUUUCGGGUAUCUGUUUUGAACGUAUGAAAAGUUUAUGCUACCAUACCAUGUUUGCAACUAUGUAUCUUUAAUUUUUUUGGAACAUAUUUUACGUCUGCAACGAAAUAGUGGAUAUGCAAACGGCACUGGGGGACACUUGGAACCAUAACAUCAGCUCUUAUAACCUGUCCUCUACGGACCCAGACCGCUUCAGCAGCCUGGAGGACAUAGAUAUGACUGCGGACGGCAGUCCAGCGCUUCGAAUCAUGAUAUCAAUCGUGUAUUCUGUGGUUUGCGCAGCGGGUUUGGUGGGGAAUUUGUUAGUCGUUUUCUUAAUGAAAGUGAGACAAGGAAGAAAAAGGUCCACCAUACACUUUUUUGUUCUUAAUCUGGCCAUGACAGACUUCCAGUUUGUCCUGACCCUGCCUUUCUGGGCUGUGGACACUGCUCUGGACUUCAGCUGGCCGUUUGGGAACGCGAUGUGCAAGAUCAUUCUCUCCGUUACUGUUAUGAACAUGUACGCGAGUGUGUUCUUCCUCACUGCUAUGAGUGUUACGCGCUACUGGUCCGUUGCCUCGGCUCUAAAGGACCGCACCAGACACAGAUAUUGUUCGGUGAGAUGGGUGAGCGCAGUGCUCUGGGUUUUUGCCACUGUGGCCACAGCUCCAACGGCUAUUUUCUCCAAUAUGACAAACAUCGCUGGGGAGAAGCUCUGCCUUUUGCGGUUCCCGGAGGGCCAGCACUGGCUGGCUUUAUAUCACUUACAAAAAAUCAUAAUUGCCUUUGUUUUCCCCAUGCUCAUAGUAACAAUUUGCUAUUUGAUGCUCCUACGAUUCGUUCGCCUGAGGAGUAUGAACAACAACCAUCCUAAACGGAGUAACAGAGUCACUAAAUCCGUUACCAUUGUGGUUCUUUCAUUCUUUUUGUGUUGGAUGCCAAAUCACGCCAUCACUUUCUGGGGCGUCCUGGUCAAAUUUAAUGUGGUGAACUGGGACAAGUCUUAUUAUAUGGUUCACACCUAUGUUUUCCCCGUGACCGUGUGCCUGGCACAUGCCAAUAGUUGCUUGAACCCAGUUUUAUAUUGUCUCAUGCGAAGAGAGUUCAGGAAAAUGCUGAAGGAUUUAUUCUGGCGGGUUUCCUCACCUGCGAACAGCUGCCAGAUACGUCCCUUUUCUGCAACUCGAAAAGCCUCUGUCCACGGUGACACACAAAUACCUUUGAAUGUCAUAGACACCGACCUCUGUCAACUGUCCAUUGUAAAUGGGCAAUGUGACGCAUUAGCGGAGGACAGCCAACCAUAAAGGUAACUUAAUGCGUAAAACCAGAGCUCUAAGCCGCUUCGUAAAACUCGUUCGUUUUUUUAUUGUCAAAAGAGUCAAAUAUUACGACAUGUAUUAUCCUCGACUCAAUGCAUAGGACUAAGAUGAGAACAUUAACUUUUCUAAAUUAACAGUAUUUAAGUUUAUAAAUGAUGAUAUUCUAUCAUGUAGCUUACCAAACCAUAAGAUGCCAGCUGCGCCAAGCAAAUAUUUGUCUCCGUGACUGGCCUCAGCCCCUAUGUGACUUCUAAAUUAUUUCUACCUAUGUACAUAGCGUACUACCUAACAUAAUUUAAGUUGAGGCCUACUUGGGGAUCUAUUGAAUCUGUAUCGCGGAAGUUCAGCGUUACACGCUUGAUUGAAAUUUAUUAAGGCAAUAUUCCCCCAUUAGCAGACUGCAUUCAUAGUAAACGCAGUAUAUGUCGGCUCAAUCGGGAAUUACCUUUACAUUUCUGUCGCAGAAUGUGUAAAGCUUCAACAAUACAGAUGAUUGAAAAGCCUUUGACCUUGCUAAAUCAAUGGUAUAUUGUCGUUACAUUGCGCUUUUGUGCUGUUUUUAAAUCGAACAAAAACGUUGGCUACUGCCUGAACGCCUGGUGUGAUUUCCAUGUCCAUUGGUUGUCGUAAGUGUGUAAGUGUGGUAUAGUAAGUGUGGUAUAGGCCUAGGUGUAUUUUGAGAAAAAUAUUGUUAUUUAAAUUUUGCAAAGUAAAAUGCAAGUGUCAGUCAUUUUCAGUAAUUCACAGUAUUUCAUUAACAGAUACUUUGCAACUUUGUGACUAGGGAUUCACAUUUCCCCGGAAACUUUCCAACUUUCAGUACCGGGGAUACUUCAUAUGUAUCCCUUUGAGUCCCAGAAAGUACGCCGAAAAUCGGAAGUGCCCAAUUCAAAACGUUUAAAACCAAAAUAUGGCCACUAUGCCAGGGUACUGCCCAAAUAAUAAGCGCGCUGUGCCACCUUGUCGACUGAGCUGCACCACUAUGUAAAGAUUUCAGAGCAAAUUAAACUGAUAUUUAGUAAUGAACUAUCUUUGAUCGCCAAUGACACUGUUGUGAAUUAAAUUCCAUAAAUUCCGAGCAUUAUCAUGUUCCUCAAUUAAUGUAGUGCAUAUCUCGAUACAGAGCGCGCUCAGGACGCACAGAGCGCACCCCGAGUAUAGCGUUGUCUGAUCAUGCAAACUUGCUAAGCUUGCUAGAUAACCUCCUUCAACUAUUGACAUAAUAUAUUCUAUAUUUGGCAAAAUCGAGUUGAUGAUUAUACAGAUAGUAUAUCAGGAAAUUAACAACAGAGAGAUUUAAGAGUAUAAAUUGUUAAAAAUGUCAAGGUAUCUUAACAGGAACCAACUCUAAAAAUAUCCAUAUCUACUUUCAUACGGUCUGUUGAUCACGCAUACCGAAGCUCUCAUCUGGGCAGCAACUAUACAGUAAAUUGUUAACAGACUGUGACAGAGAUGCCUAUAUAGGGAAUUGUGCACAGGCCUGUCAAAUGUGUGACUGUCUGGAGAGGCACACGUCAAAUAGGCACACGUUAUUUUACAGGCUCUAUUGUAGGGGUUUCCUGUAGGGCAGAGCUCUAAAGAUAAAGAUAUUUCGGAAGCUAUAGCAAUACAUUUAUUAAUGUCUACAUUUGUUUUUGCCACAUUUAUUCUAUUACAGACAACUUGAUGCAUACAAAAUAAAAAAAUAUUUACUUUUCCCCCCUUAAAGUAUACAUUUUUUGAGAUUCCUAAUGUUGCUGUCCCCACUACAACAACAAAAAAAUACAAUCCCGAAGACACAGAUCUUUGAGCUAAAGUAGGCUAAUGCAAUUAGCAUGAGCUUGUAAUCUAACUGCACUGUCCAAUUUACAGUAAGUAUUACAGUGAAAUAAUACCAUGCUAUUGUUUGAGAAGAGUGCACCAUUUUGAACAUGAAAAAUUAUUAAUAAACAAAUUAGGCACAUUUGGGCAGUCUUAAUAACGUUUUUGAACAGAAAUGCAAUGGUUCAUUGGAUAAGUCUAAAGCGUUUCACAUACACUGCUCCAUCUAGUGGCCAAAAUAUAAAUUGCACCUGGGCUGGAAUAAUACAUUAUGGCCAUUCUCUUGCAUUUCAAAGAUGAUGGUACAAUUUUUUUUUCAAAAUAACGUUUUUUUCCUUCUUUGUAUUAUCUUUUAUCAGAUCUAUUGUGAUAUAUUCUCUUACAUUACUUUCACAUUUCCACAAACUUAAAAGUGGUACCUAUCAAAUGGUACCAAGACUAUGCAAAUCCUUGCUUAAGGGCCUGUGAUUGUGUCCUGGAAACAUUUAAUUGAAAUACUGUAUAAUUACAUUAAUUCCUGUGGAGGACUGCUCCUACUAGGGAGUGCCAAUAUGGCCAAUCGGUGGCUUCAAAGCCUCCCAAUGGCCAGGGUUUAUUUACAUCAUUGACUUGUUUUAUUAUGAACUACAAGUAGAGCUUUGGAAACGAGUGCUGUAAAUAUUAUAACAUUUUCUGUGACUGAUGCCUGUGAAAUACAUGUACUCUUCGCUAAACAAAUGUAAUGACUGAUAUGUCUACCAAUACAUUUGCAUAAUACAAUUAUUUCUCAUGGCCAUUUUUUAAUCUUAUUUAGCAGUGAUGUUAACAAGUUUGGCACAAAUAUGUGGAAAAUCAUCAACACAAUAAAAACUACACAUUUUGGAAAACCGUCAGUGCCAAGGGUAAGACAGAACUGGCAGGAGCUAAUAUACGAUAAGUGAAUUUGUCCAAAUACUUAUGACUUCUUCAAAAGGAGGGACUAGAUACACAAGGUGCUUUCAUUUCUGAAUGGUAAAAGCAGUGGUGUAAAGUACUUAAGUAAAAAAUACUUUAAAGUACUACUUAAGUCGUUUUUAUGGGGAUAUGUACUUUACUAUUUAUAUUUUUGACAACUUUUACUUUUACUUCACUACAUUCCUAAAGAACAUUAUGCACUGUUUACUCCAUAUAUUUUCCCUGACACCCAAAGGUACUCAUUACAUUUUGAAUGCUUAGUAGGACAGAAAAUGGUUCAAUUCGCACACUAAUCAAGAAAACGUCCCUGGUCAUCCCUACUGCCUCUGAUCUGGCGGACUCCCUUUACACAAAUGCUUUGUUUUUAAAUGAUGUCUGAGUGUUUGAGUGUGACCCUGGCUAUCCGUAAUUAAAAUAAAAGUGUCUGGUUUGCUUAAAAAAUAA
Messenger RNA from Oncorhynchus nerka (sockeye salmon), 4477 nucleotides. RefSeq names its product relaxin family peptide receptor 3.3b (gene rxfp3.3b). Lineage: Eukaryota; Metazoa; Chordata; Actinopteri; Salmoniformes; Salmonidae. Gene Ontology annotation, molecular function: C-C chemokine binding; C-C chemokine receptor activity. The transcript has a single exon. The coding region runs from base 119 to 1285 and encodes 388 amino acids. Gene Ontology annotation, cellular component: membrane; external side of plasma membrane. Gene Ontology annotation, biological process: immune response; calcium-mediated signaling; cell chemotaxis. The record is from RefSeq and is a predicted model, not a curated record.